GAAGGUCGUCUGGCGGUGUCUAACCCCUAACCCCUAUUUCAUUCUCGCUUAGCAGCGGGGUCCUUGCACACGACAUGGCAUCUACAGAAGUCAACACUUUGUUCUCCGUUAAGGGAAGAGUGGCUCUGGUCACAGGAGGUACAAGUGGAAUUGGAUUGAUGAUUGCAAAAGGGCUGGUCACGAACGGAGCGAAAGUCUAUGUUUGCGGAUUACCUAAUGACCUGAUUGAAGAAGCAGUCCAUGAACUAAACACUCUGGGUGCUCGCUGCGGAGGGACUGCAAUAGGCUUCUCCUGUAACUUGACAAGCAAAGAGGGAAUUCUACAAACCUCAAACAAGAUCCGGGAGUCCGAAUUCAGCCUCGAUAUCCUGAUAUCCAACGCAGGGAUACGUCGAGAUCCACCACAAUCAUGCAACGUUCUGACAGCACCUCUCUCCGAGCUGCAAGCCUCCCUUUGGUCUUCCGAGUACGAGGAUUGGACACAGUCGUUCCAAGUCAAUACUAUGGCGCACUAUUACCUUUCGGUUGCCUUACUCGAUCUACUUGCCGCAGCAGGAGAUCUGCAAAUGCCAGACGGCAGCAAAGGUCGAGAUCAUGGAAGAGGAGUGGUGGUAAUCACUAGCUCAAUCGCGAGUCUACAUAAUGCUACGAAUGUAGAUAUGAUGAGCUAUGCGACGACAAAAGCAGCUACUGAUCAUUUGGUCUCAUUGCUUGCAGCGAAAUUCUCGAGGUGGUAUGUGCGAGUUUGUGGCAUCAAUCCUGGGUUUGUUCCGAGCAAUAUGAAUCCUAUGGGCACAGGUUCUGGAUCAGAUAUCUUUGGAGAUUUGGUACAAAAGGCGCCAGCGAAGAGAGCGGGGGGAUUGGAUGAUUUGGCGGGGAUUGUGUUGUUUCUUGUGAGCAAAGCGGGGGCGUGUGUCCAUGGGAGGAGUAUUGCUAUUGAUGGGGGACGAACACUUUUUGCGAAUGGGCAGGACUAAAUUUGUACUGAAUGAGAGCCAUGGUGUUAAUUUAAUUUCUAUUUCUUACCCGAUUUUUCUAAACCACUACACCAUAAGACUACAAUUCCACAGAAUUCACUGCG
This is a messenger RNA of Hyaloscypha bicolor E, 1081 nucleotides long. Its product is annotated as short-chain dehydrogenase. NCBI's taxonomy places the organism in Eukaryota, Fungi, Ascomycota, Leotiomycetes, Helotiales, Hyaloscyphaceae. The record is from RefSeq and is a predicted model, not a curated record. Bases 75 to 977 code for a protein of 300 amino acids. The transcript is spliced from 4 exons. Gene Ontology annotation, molecular function: oxidoreductase activity.